Molecule: messenger RNA, 1498 nt
Organism: Schistocerca piceifrons (Central American locust)
Lineage: Eukaryota; Metazoa; Arthropoda; Insecta; Orthoptera; Acrididae
Exons: 9
Coding region: 134-1498 (454 amino acids)
Source: RefSeq, a predicted model, not a curated record
AAAACACUUUAUAGAUUAUUUUUACGUGACGUUGCCGGUCAGUGACGGGAUGUUUACGUUGAGCAUGGUGUAAAUCGACCUGUAGUGUCAAUAGCGGUGUGACUUUCUAACUAUCGAUAGUCGUUCACUAGAAAUGGACUGGCGCUAUUCUAGUGAAGACGAGUUAUCAGCCCUAGAUGGCAUAAAUGAGCAGACACAGAAUUUGGAGCGAGCUGUGCUGAGGGAAAAUGAAAUUAAUAUAAAUCUGCGGGAUGUACUGCAGAAAAUGCGUGCCGAAAUUAAAGCUACUGAAGAACAGUUAAGUACCUAUAGAGAAGAUAUUAAAGCAACUCUCAACAGACAGAGAAUUGUGGAGAAUAGUAUUCAAAGCACGAACGAUUCAUCCCUUUUGGUGGAAAAGCUACGAUGUGACCUCAAAAAGCAGGUGACUCUUGAACAAAUAAGAACUGAAGAACAAACAGAAAGAAAAAUUCAAGAAGAAAUUGAUAAAAAAAGGAAAGAGAUAACAGAAAUUCAAUCUAAACUUCCCUGUGAGAAAGAGAAGACAGUGUCUGUGAAGCAGAUUGAGUCUGUACAGAAAGUUGGUUUACCACAUACGAAAGUUGUACCAGCUGUCCAGUCACCUAAUGUCACAUCUGACAUGGAUCGAAAGAUGACAAAAAAAGUUCCCAAGGCAAGAGAUUUGACCAAGAAUCUAUUAUUUUCACCUCUGGAAAUGACUCAUAUUGAACUACCACAGCUAAAGCAGCAAAAGCAGCUCUUAGGGCAACAAGGGGAACAAGAGCAGAGUCAUCUUAUGCAUCAGCAAGUACAUGAACAAAGGCAAGAUGACCAGACUCAUAUACUCCAAGAUCUGCAGACAUCAGAACAACUGCAGCAGCAACAACAACAACAACAGCAACUACAACCACUGCAGGAGCAGUGCUUUUGGCAACAGGAGGAGCACCAGCAGGACAAGAACGAUCCACAGCAGUGUCAAAAUGAAGCUCCAACAGAACAUGUUACAGACAUGCAAACAGAUGAUGAACCAGCUGGGGAAAUGAGAAGCUCCAGUCAACCUUUAAGUGACAAUAGUGAUAUAUGUGCUCACAGAAGUAAUAUUAAUAAUGUGCUGAUAGCAGGAGAACCACGUUUAGCUUGCCAGCCACAAACAAUAGCUUAUCAAACCUUACUAACUGUAGCAGCAGAACCAACACUAUCUACUGAUGAAACACAGAUGUCACCAACAGCAACAUUACCUUCUCUAGAAACAACAGCAAUUACAGAAGGAGCAUUAUUGUCACCCCAACAAACAUCACAACUACUAUUACCAGAGUCAGUUGUUAUGCCAUCACUAAUGACAGAAGCAUCAGCCUCCACAACUUCGGUAGAAGAAGAAACUAUAGCAAUAGCAGCACCAAUAGAAGACUCCUGUGCCCCACCAUCAACAUCUCAACAGGCCACAACCACAGUCUCCAAGGUCUCAUCUCCAGCAUCACCUGAAGGAGCAGAAAAAUAA